UCAUGCUUUUGGCUCCUAUCAAAUGACCUGUCACGCUAGCUGCGGUCGGUCUUCCGUGAUAUCCACUACAAUUUUUCGUGUCAUACAUUAAUAACUCUCAUAUAAUAUAAUAAUUUAAUAUUCUGUUCAAUGUGAAAAGAUUUAUAUUUUCCUGGAGUGUUACGUCGAGCGUGCAGAACGUUUUUUACAUUUGACCGUUCGAUACGGAUCUCAAAUCGAUAUUUCUUUUAAAUUGCAAAUUUAUUUGAUAUGAAAUAGCGAAAAAUUUGUUGACAUGCAGUUGAUCAUAAUUUCAAUGGAUUAAAAAAUUAAUACGGAAAUUAAGGAUUUACUUUAUAAUUUAAAACGGCUUUGAAAAGGAUUGCAAAAUUCCAUUCUGCAAUAAAAUGACCGCGGAAAGUAUCUCAGAGGACCGUCAGCCGAACUGGUCGCAAGACACGCCGACGGUGCAGGAAGUUAGCGAAAUGAUGCGAAGCUUUGGCAUGUGGGACUACGCGGUUUUUGCAUUGAUGUUAGUCAGUUGCGGCUUUAUUGGCAUUUAUUUCGGCUUUAUUAAGAAAUCAUCCGGAAUAGCUGAAUAUCUCGUCGGUGGUAGGAACAUGAAAACGCUUCCAGUCAGUUUAAGUCUAAUAGCCACUUUCAUAUCUGGUAUUUCAUUGCUGGGUACACCAACAGAAGUUUAUGUGCACGGUACCAGUUACCUUUUUGUUGGUGUCGGCACAGUUAUCGUCGCUUUCGUAAUGUCUGCAGUCUAUUUGCCGAUUUUUCAUGAGCUCAAACUUACAACCACUUACGAAUAUCUCGAAAAGCGGUUCGAUAGGAAAAUUAGAACUCUAGGCUCGAUACUGUUCGCGAUCGGCAUCAUAACGUGGCUUCCUAUUGUUAUUUACGUGCCAGCGUUAGCUUUCAAUCAAGUCACAGGCGUGAAUAUACAUGUAGUAACUCCGUUCGUUUGUAUCGUGUGCAUUUUUUAUACGUGCGUGGGCGGCAUACGGGCAGUAGUAUGGACAGAUUUUAUUCAGACAUUCAUAAUGUUCGGUUCUAUGCUGUUAAUUAUUGUCAAGGGUACAUCCGAUGUAGGGGGAUGGGCGUUAGUAAUAAGGAGAAAUUUAGAAUCUGGAAGACUUGAAUUCCCCUCGUCAGAUUGGAGUCCUCUAACGAGGCAUACGAUCUGGUCCCUCGUAAUAGGUGGUUUCUUUCAUUGGUUGCAAAUAUCCGCUCUCAAUCAGAACAUGAUACAACGAUACCUUUCAUUGCCCACGUUAAAAUCCGCUAGAAGAGCGCUUUGGACUUUUACAAUCGGAGUCUUGAUUUUAAUAGGAAUAUGCGGCUACGCUGGAAUGUUAAUAUAUGCAUGGUACCAUGUAUGUGAUCCACUUACAACGAAGUUAGUAACUGCGAAGGAUCAGUUGUUGCCACUACUCGUUAUGAAUGUAUUAAGUGAAUUUCCGGGCCUUCCAGGUCUCUUUGUUGCCGGAGUAUUUAGCGCAGCAUUAAGUUCUUUAUCGACUGGCUUGAAUUCUAUGGCCGCGGUAGUGUUAGAAGAUUUCAUUAAACCAUUCAGAAAGACGCCUUUUUCUCCCAAAAGUGAGGAUCGUUUAGUGAAAAUCAUAGUGGUUACUCUCGGAAUAAUCUGUGUAGCGCUUGUAUUCGUCGUUGAAAAAACAGAGUCUCACGUGUUGCAGUUGACUACGACCUUAAGUUCCAUUGCAAGUGGACCAUCUCUUGGAAUAUUCAGCAUGGGUGUCUUGUUGCCCUGGAUAAAUGCUAAAGGUGCUCUGAUAGGCAUGAGUCGCUUAUUAGCUACAUCGGUUAACUUCUAA
Molecule: messenger RNA, 1823 nt
Organism: Ceratina calcarata
Lineage: Eukaryota; Metazoa; Arthropoda; Insecta; Hymenoptera; Apidae
Product: sodium-coupled monocarboxylate transporter 1-like
Exons: 13
Coding region: 387-1823 (478 amino acids)
Biological process (GO): transmembrane transport; sodium ion transport
Cellular component (GO): membrane
Molecular function (GO): symporter activity
Source: RefSeq, a predicted model, not a curated record